Molecule: messenger RNA, 1332 nt
Organism: Daldinia decipiens
Lineage: Eukaryota; Fungi; Ascomycota; Sordariomycetes; Xylariales; Hypoxylaceae
Exons: 2
Coding region: 72-1151 (359 amino acids)
Biological process (GO): CUT catabolic process; TRAMP-dependent tRNA surveillance pathway; exonucleolytic trimming to generate mature 3'-end of 5.8S rRNA from tricistronic rRNA transcript (SSU-rRNA, 5.8S rRNA, LSU-rRNA)
Cellular component (GO): cytoplasmic exosome (RNase complex); nuclear exosome (RNase complex)
Molecular function (GO): RNA binding
Source: RefSeq, a predicted model, not a curated record
GCUCAAGACAAAAAUGUUUCCAACAACGUAACGAAACAUAAACCUGUCUGUCACAUACCACCUCCGGGAAAAUGCCAAUCACAAUCCUCCAACCGGCAUUACUACCGGCGCACAGCCCCCGAGAUGCAAACUACGAUUCCGAGUCAGAUUCGGAGGGCGGCGUCGACCUGGAAGGCGACAUCUCCAUGACGCGCCCGACCAAGCGAGCUCGACGGACAGGCGACGACUCGAUCGUGACUCCCGGCGAGGUGAUCACGGAAGACCCUCAAUGGAUGCGCGGCCACGGCACAUACACAACCGCAGACCCCCCCGCCAUAAUAUCCUCCGUAGCAGGCACCCUCUCCAGAACCAACAAGCUCCUUUCCGUGCGCCCUCUCCGCGCGCGCUACACCCCCGAGAUAGGCGACCUAGUCGUCGGCCGCAUCGUAGAAGUCCAAGCGAAGCGCUGGCGCGUCGACGUCGGCGCCUCGCUGCUCGCACAGCUGCCCCUCAGCGCCGUCAACCUCCCCGGCGGCAUCCAGCGCCGCCGCACCGAGACCGACGAGCUGCAGAUCCGGACCUUUUUCAGCGAGGGCGAUUUGCUGGUCGCCGAGGUCCAGCAGCUGUACUCGGAUGGCGGCGCCGUCCUGCACACGCGCAGCCUGCGCUUCGGCAAGCUGCGCAACGGCGUGUUCAUGGCGGUUAGCGGCACCGGCGGCGGCGGCGGCGUUAUCCGCGCCAAGCGGCAGACUUUCGUGCUGGAUGUGGGCCGGGCCGUGGGCGGUGGGGGUGCCGCCGCGGAUGAUGCCGAGAAGAUUGAUAUCGUGCUGGGCGUAAACGGGUAUAUCUGGGUCAGCAAGCAUGUCGAGGGCGAGGGCGCGGCAUCCGAGGGCACAGGGCCGGGGAUCACACGAAUCGAGGAGAGCGUGGGACUGAAUGUGUAUUCGAGCCAGAACGAUGCGAUACCGCCUGGCACGAUGCGUGAGAUUGCGCGUGUUAGGGGUGUUAUCAAUGCUCUUAUCGAGCAUGGCUUGCGUGUGGACGAAGAAAUGGUAGUUACGGGUUAUCAUGAAGCGGUCGAGAUGGCAAGAGCCGAUGGUGAUGGCGAGGAAACGCUAUAUCUUGGAGGUGAACGAGGUCGGCGACUGGCUGAUACCCUUGUGGGGCGGUAGGGACGGUCCAAGGCCAGCAGGUCAGCAAGGGAAAGCAACCAAUAAUGGUUUGGUUGUGUGAAUCUGUCACGUUGGCAUAUUUUGAUGCAAGAUAUGUCGUUAUAAGAGAGUACCUGUCACUAAGACAGCUAUACUGAAAAAAUACAAAUGUUAAGGAGUGAGAUACCAUCAAUUUGCACAU